GCAGCGCGGCUCCCGAGCCAUGGGGCGGCUGCUGGCGCUGAGCUUGCUGGGGAUCGCGCUGGCGCUGCUGGGCGAGAGGCUCCUGACGCUCAGGAAUCGACUUAAAGCCUCCAGAGAAGUGGAAUCUGUAGACCUUCCUAAUUGCCACCUGAUUAAAGGAAUCGAAGCUGGCGCUGAAGAUAUUGACAUACUUCCCAACGGUCUGGCUUUCUUUAGUGUGGGUCUAAAAUAUCCAGGCCUCCACAGUUUUGCACCAGAUAAGCCUGGAGGAAUACUAAUGAUGGAUCUAAAUGAAGAAAACCCAAGGGCACUGGAAUUAAGAAUCAGCCGUGGAUUUAAUUUGGCUUCAUUUAAUCCACAUGGUAUCAGCACUUUCAUAGACAGUGAUGACACCGUUUAUCUCUUUGUUGUAAACCACCCAGAAUUCAAGAAUACAGUAGAAAUUUUUAAAUUUGAAGAGGAAGAAAAUUCUCUUUUGCAUCUAAAAACUAUCAAACAUGAGCUUCUUCCAAGUGUGAAUGAUGUCAUAGCUGUUGGACCAGAACAUUUCUAUGCUACCAAUGACCACUAUUUCUCUGAUCCUUUCUUAAAGUAUUUGGAAACAUACUUGAACUUACGCUGGACAAAUGUUGUUUACUACAGUCCCAAUGAAGUUAAAGUGGUAGCAGAAGGAUUCGAUUCAGCAAAUGGGAUCAAUAUUUCACCUGAUAAAAAGUACAUCUAUGUUGCUGAUAUAUUGGCUCAUGAAAUUCAUGUUUUGGAAAAGCACCCUAAUAUGAAUUUAACUCAGUUGAAGGUACUCAAGUUGGAUACCCUGGUGGAUAACUUAUCUAUUGACCCUUCCUCGGGGGAUGUCUUGGUGGGCUGUCACCCCAACGGCCAGAAGCUCUUCGUGUAUGACCCGAAGAAUCCUCCCUCGUCAGAGGUUCUCCGCAUCCAGAAUAUUUUAUCUGAGAAGCCUACGGUGACUACAGUUUAUGCCAACAACGGAUCUGUUCUCCAGGGAAGUUCUGUGGCCUCCGUGUAUGACAAGAAGCUGCUCAUAGGCACUUUAUACCACAGAGCCCUAUACUGUGAGCUCUAGAUGGUCCUGGGAUGCAGGUGUGCUAGCAUCUCGAAAACUAAUUUUCCAUGAAUUGCUAAUUCUGAGGGAAUUUAACCAGCAACGUUGACCCCCAAAUGUGUGACAUAUACAGUAAAUUUAUUUCGGCAAUUAAAGGACCCCUUCAGUUCACAUAGCACUUUUAACAUAAAAAGAAAGUGAACAGUUCUUAAAAAUGCCAAGUAAAGGUAAGAGAAGAAAGCUGCUUUCAGCUAAGUGAAUACACUCUACACAAAAUAAGCCUCAUGUCUGCCUUCCAACUGCCAGAGCAUGAAUUCCACUGAAACAGGGUAGAUUAUAUUUCCUUAAAAUGUGAGUGACCUUAGCUCCACCAGUGUGACCACUAUGACUCAGAACUACUGAUACAUAACAUGUUUUGAUGUCUUAUACUUACAUCUUUGUUUACUAUUAAAGAGUUGGAGUUAUAGUAAAGACUAAAACCCAAGUUUUGUCUGUGCUUAAUUCUCAUGGCAUA
Budorcas taxicolor (takin) is the source of this 1577-nucleotide messenger RNA. It is a transcript of the gene PON2, whose product is annotated as paraoxonase 2. Bases 20 to 1084 code for a protein of 354 amino acids. Gene Ontology annotation, cellular component: extracellular region. The record is from RefSeq and is a predicted model, not a curated record. Lineage: Eukaryota; Metazoa; Chordata; Mammalia; Artiodactyla; Bovidae. The transcript has 9 exons. Gene Ontology annotation, molecular function: arylesterase activity.